Messenger RNA from Ochotona curzoniae (black-lipped pika), 753 nucleotides. RefSeq names its product phospholipase A2 group X (gene PLA2G10). The coding region runs from base 1 to 753 and encodes 250 amino acids. NCBI's taxonomy places the organism in Eukaryota, Metazoa, Chordata, Mammalia, Lagomorpha, Ochotonidae. Gene Ontology annotation, biological process: arachidonate secretion; phospholipid metabolic process; lipid catabolic process. Gene Ontology annotation, molecular function: calcium ion binding; phospholipid binding. The transcript has 6 exons. The record is from RefSeq and is a predicted model, not a curated record.
AUGCUUUUCCGUAUUAGUAGCUUGAUCCUCUUCAUGAAAGUAGAAUUCCUUCAUCUUGAAGGUGAGCAGGCGGGGUGGGGGGAGAGGGGGCGGGAGCUGCAGGUGCUAACAGCACAGCACCUGUUUUUGCUCCUUUGUUCCGCCAAAACUUCCAAGUCCACCAACUCGGUCCUACAGACCCUGCCGCUCAGCGCGGGGCCAAGGUGCCCGCCUCUGCCUGGCUCCGCCCAGCGCGGGAAGUCCCACACCUGCCGCCAUCCACGCACGGGUCCGCUACCUCUGUGCCUGCCAAUGCUGCUGCUGCUGCUGUUGCUGCUGCUGCUGCCGCUGGGACCCGAGCCGGGAUGCACAGCGGCCUCCAGGUCACAUGUGCAACGGCGUGGGAUUCUGGAUCUGGCAGGGACCGUGAACUGUGUCGGCACCCGAAACCCCAUGGCCUAUGUCGACUACGGCUGCUUCUGUGGCCUGGGUGGCCACGGCCAGCCCCGCGAUGCCAUUGACUGGUGUUGCCAUCGCCAUGACUGCUGUUACAGCCGCGCGGAGGAGGCUGGCUGCAGCCCCAAGUUGGAGCAAUACCCCUGGCAGUGUGUCAAUAAGCAGGUCCAGUGUGGACCAGCAGAGAACAAAUGCCAGGAACUGGUGUGCAAAUGUGACCAGGAGAUUGCCAACUGUCUUGCCCAAAAUGAGUACAACUUAAAGUACCUCUUCUACCCUCAGUUUUUAUGUGAGGAGGACUCGCCCAAGUGUGACUGA